This is a messenger RNA of Leptidea sinapis, 1399 nucleotides long. Its product is annotated as zinc carboxypeptidase-like. The record is from RefSeq and is a predicted model, not a curated record. The transcript is spliced from 8 exons. Gene Ontology annotation, molecular function: metallocarboxypeptidase activity; zinc ion binding. Bases 65 to 1399 code for a protein of 444 amino acids. Lineage: Eukaryota; Metazoa; Arthropoda; Insecta; Lepidoptera; Pieridae. Gene Ontology annotation, biological process: proteolysis.
UGUCAUAAAUCUGAUAAUGUUAUGAUUUUAUAUUUUGUAAUUUACAGUAAUUGGCCCAAAUAUAAUGAAAUUCAAUUUCAUAAUUAUAUUAAUACAAUGUUAUUGCUAUAAAUCCUCUUGCGAACCAAAAAAGUACUACAACUAUACGGUAUACCGAGGUAUACCAAUAAAUUAUGACCAUUUGAACUUUUUCAAGAACUUAAGUGCUAUAUAUAAUGUUAAUUACUGGAGGCCACCAGGAUUGCUCAACAAACCCACAGAAUUUAUGAUCGCUCCAGAAAACAAGAGCGAUUUUGUAAGACGAGCCCAAUCCGGUGGAAUUUACUAUUCUACUGUUAUUGAGGACGUGCAAAGGGAAUUCGAUAAGCAAACUGUGAAUACUUACAUCAGAAGAAACAUGAAGACUUUUAAUUGGAACAGCUUCUAUCGUUUAGAAGACAUAUAUAAUUGGCUCAGGGAUCUCAGCAAAAAAUAUAGCAAAGUCAUGACUAUUAAAAGUAUUGGAACUACAGUGAACAAAAGAAAUAUUAUGGCAGUUAUCAUCAACUAUAAUCCCGAAUCUAAAAUAAAGAAACCUAAGGUAAUGGUUGAAGGCGGAAUCCAUGCCCGAGAAUGGAUAUCCCCAGCUUUUGUGACAUAUUUCAUACAUUCUUUAUUGAUAGCAGAACGAAAUAUAAAUACCACAAUGAUUGAAAUAGCAAAGAAAUUUAGGUGGUAUUUUGUUCCUGUUGUGAAUCCCGAUGGAUAUGAAUAUACUCACACUAAGGAUCGCCUCUACAGAAAAAAUAUGAACGCUGUCGACUUGAACAGAAAUUUUGAAAUUGCAUUUGGAUCUGUCGGAAUUAGUUUUCAACAGAGCAGUGAAAUAUUCUGUGGACAUGCAGCCUUCUCUGAACCAGAAACCCAAGCCAUGAGAAGGUUUAUAAAAAUCAAUAGUAGAGACCUGAAAUACUACUUCGCAUUCCAUUCAUAUGGCCAGUAUAUUAUACUUCCCUACACCCACAUGAGGCAACAUGUGGAAAAUUAUAACACUGUGAGAGACAUGGGCCUAAAUGCAGCCAGAGCUAUUUUUCGGAGAUACGGUACUCAAUAUGCAGUUGGAACAGCGUAUGACACAGUUGGAUAUAUGACAUCGGGGGUCAGCGGAUGUUGGGCGAAGAAAACAUAUCAUAUCCCAUAUGUGGUAACGUUUGAGCUCCGUGACCAAGGCAAGCAUGGUUUUGCUCUGCCACCAAGCCAGAUACUACCUACCUGCAAGGAGACCAUGGACGGCAUCAGAUCACUCCUCACUCCGUCGACUCACCAAGAGCUGCGAAAAGUCCCUCCAAAUGCGCAGAUAUCGACAGAUCUUGAUAUGCUUGUUGUUUUUAUAUGUUUAUUUAUAAUAUUAUGUCGUUAA